This is a messenger RNA of Seminavis robusta, 312 nucleotides long. NCBI's taxonomy places the organism in Eukaryota, Bacillariophyta, Bacillariophyceae, Naviculales, Naviculaceae. The record is from the annotation of a GenBank genome assembly.
AAGCAGCAUGCUCCCUUGGUCAAACUGCUGGGUGGUUCGUCGGGAAACAACGUCGAUAAGCAGAGCGAAUGUGAAAAACUGGGUUUUGUUUGGGGAAAACUUGCGGGUGAUGGCAGUGGUCCGAUGGUUCUACCGGGUUGCGCAUUUUAUUUGAAACUGACAGCCGUGGGAGAAAUUGUGGACUGUGGGUGCCACUGCGCCGUGCUUUGCAAAGUGGAAGAGAUGUUUACGGACAGUGACGAGGAAUAUGUUUCCACAGCGCGAUUACGAGAACUCGGCAUUAUCACUCCACAGGGCCGAGUUGCAGAGUAG